CACCUGCUCCUCUCACCUCUACACUCCAUCACCAGAACCAUGACCUGCUGUGGCUGUUCCGGAGGCUGUGGCUCCAGCUGUGGGGGCUGUGGCUCUAGCUGCUGUGUUCCCGUGUGCUGCUGCAAGCCCGUGUGCUGCUGUGUGCCAGCCUGUUCCUGCUCCGGCUGUAGCAAAGGGGGCUGUGGCUCUUGUGGCUGCUCCAAGGGGGGCUGUUCCUCCUGUGGGUGCUCCAAGGGGGGCUGUGGCUCUUGUGGCUGCUCCAAGGGAGGCUGUGGCUCUUGUGGCUGCUCCAAGGGGGGCUGUGGCUCCUGUGGCUGCUCCAAGGGGGGCUGUGGCUCCUGUGGGGGCUGUAAGACCACCUGUUGUAAAUCUAGUUGCUGCCAGUCCAGCUGCUGCAAGCCCUGCUGCUGCCAGUCGAGCUGCUGUAAUCCCUGCUGCUGCCAGUCCAGCUGCUGCAAGCCCUGCUGCUGCCAGUCCAGCUGCUGCAAGCCCUGCUGCUGCCAGUCCAGCUGCUGCAAGUCCUGCUGCUGCCAGUCCAACUGCUGCAAGCCCUGCUGCUGCCAGUCCAGCUGCUGCAAGCCCUGCUGCUGCCAGUCCAGCUGCUGUAAUCCCUGCUGCUGCCAGUCCAGCUGCUGCAAGCCCUGCUGCUCUCAGUCCAGCUGCUGUGUCCCCAUCUGCUGUCAGUGCAAGAUCUGAGGCUCUGGACACAGACCUUUUAUUACCCUCUACAGCCACACUCUCCACACAGCACUUCUCCAAAUGCCAGAGUCACCUAUAAGUCUUCAUCUUCCAAGUGAUAGAAGUUGCUUCUCCAGACUGAUGGGGAGCCAUAUCUCUUGAUAUAAAAAUAUGCCUCUCACUGGUAGCAUUAGAUCUUCCUGCUGUGCUCAGUGAAUCAUGCCUCUUCUCCCUCUACUUCCUCUUUCCUGUCCUUGGGACCUUGACACACAUGGGUUCUGACCUCCCCUGGAUGAUUAUGGAGUGCUGGAGUGGCCAGCAGCUUGUGGGACCUGACAACCUGAAGCUGUGAAUUCCUUUUCCAUCAAUUACUCGUCCAUUUCAGGAACAUCACUACCUGCUCAUCUCAGGCCCUCUUGCAAUCUGUAUGACAAGGCAUAAACUGUACCCUUGACAUCCUUAAAUAAAUAUCCCCACU
Messenger RNA from Cavia porcellus (domestic guinea pig), 1156 nucleotides. RefSeq names its product keratin-associated protein 5-5-like. Lineage: Eukaryota; Metazoa; Chordata; Mammalia; Rodentia; Caviidae. The record is from RefSeq and is a predicted model, not a curated record. The coding region runs from base 40 to 696 and encodes 218 amino acids. Gene Ontology annotation, cellular component: keratin filament. The transcript has a single exon.